ACAUGAAUGCCAACUUAAAAACAAACUCCAAACAAAACAAAAAACAUAAAAAACAAACAUGAAUGCUAAAUAUACGCUGGCCUGCCCAAAGUUGACCAAUCCAUAAAUACAGAGGAUGCCGGCCCUUGAGAGCUGUCCACCCUUCCUCGGUACCGUUGCUGCCAGUCAGCUCUCCUUCUCGAUAACUUUUGACCAGUGACACUAUAAUACAGUACACUAGCUAGCACGAGAAACCUUUGCGAGGUUGUCAACACUCCACACACACACACGACAGAGGAGCGAAAGCGAUGGCGGCAGGCGCCGUUGAGUCUGGCCAUGGCUCCCCUUUGGCUUACGGCGGCGAGCUCACGUUCACCGUAGUCAUCACCUGCCUUGUGGCGGCCUCCGGCGGCCUAAUCUUCGGCUACGACAUCGGCAUCUCAGGCGGCGUCUCGCAGAUGAAGCCCUUCUUGCAGGCCUUCUUCCCCAAGGUGCUCAGGAGGAUGGCGGACGCGAAGCGGAGCCAGUACUGCAUCUUCGACAGCCACGCGCUGACCUCCUUCACCUCGUCCCUGUACAUCGCCGGCCUCGUGUCGUCCUUCGCCGCUGGCCGCGUCACCAGGUCGCUGGGCCGGCGUGGCGUGAUGCUUCUGGGCGGGGCUCUGUUCUUCGCGGGCGGCGCCAUGACCGGCGCGGCGAUGAACCUCGCCAUGCUCAUCGUCGGACGCAUGCUGCUCGGCUUCGGCGUCGGGUUCACCAACCAGGCCACCCCGCUGUACCUCGCCGAGAUGGCCCCCGCGCGGUGGCGCGGCUCCCUCGGCGUCGCCUUCCAGUUCUUCCUCGCCCUCGGGAUCCUCAUCGCCAACCUCGUCAACUACGGCACCGCGCGCCUCGAGUGGGGCUGGAGGCUCUCGCUCGGCCUCGCCGGCGCGCCGGCCAUCGUCAUCUUUGUCGGCGCUCUCUUCCUCACCGACACGCCCAGCAGCUUCAUCAUGCGCGGGAAGGCAGACCUCGCCAGGUCGGCGCUCCUCCGGGUGCGCGGGGCCAGCGCGAACGUGGACGCCGAGCUCAAGGACAUCACGCGCGCCGUGGAGGCAUCGCGCAGCAGCGAGGAAGGCGCGUUCCGGAAGCUGUUCGCCGAUCGGCAGUACCGGCCGCACCUGACCUUCUCCGUCGUGGUGCCGCUGUGCCACCAGCUCAGCGGCAUGAUGGUGCUGACCUUCUUCUCGCCGCUGGUGUUCCGCAUCGCCGGCUUCGGGAGCAACGCGGCGUUGAUGGGCGCGGUCAUCCUCGCCGCGGUCAAGUUCGGCUCGCUCAUCCUCUCCACGCUGGUGAUCGACCGCUACGGCCGUAAGGUGCUCGUCAUGGUGGGCGCGGUGAUCAUGGUCGUAUGCCAGGUCGCGAACGCGUGGAUCAUGGGAGCACAAGCCGCCAAUGGCCCGAUACCGCGGGCUUACGGGGUGGCGCUGCUGGUGCUCACCUGCGUGCAGGGCGCCGGGUUCGGCAUGUCGUGGGCGCCGCUCAUCUGGAUCAUCCCCGGAGAGAUCUUCCCGAUGGAGAUACGGUCGGCGGGGCAGUCGGUGAGCGUGUCGACCACGCUGGGGCUCACCUUCCUGCAGACGCAGACGUUCCUCGCCCUGCUGUGCCGGCUCAAGUACGCCACAUUCGCCUACUACGCGGCCUGGGUGGUGGCGCUCACGGCCUUCGUCUUGGUCUUCUUGCCGGAGACCAAGGGCGUCCCCCUCGAGUCCAUGGGCUCCGUCUGGGAGCGCCACUGGUACUGGAAGAGGUUCGUCGGCGACGGCCACGGCCGGCGCAAACCGGCUUCUUCUCCGUCUGCAUCAACAUGAGCUAUGUGUAUCUGUUUCAGAAAAGGAAGAAAAACUUGGUGUGCCGUGCACGCAUGCUCGGUUAGAAUUUUCUUUAGGAGCGUGUCAUUAUUCUUCUUCUUGCUUGGACUUGGAGUAUCUUCUGUACUGUACUGACUUGCGGAUGAAUUUGCGAUACUGAAUGUUUAUUCUUUUCUUUC
This is a messenger RNA of Hordeum vulgare subsp. vulgare (domesticated barley), 2008 nucleotides long. RefSeq names its product sugar transport protein MST1-like. The coding region runs from base 288 to 1829 and encodes 513 amino acids. The record is from RefSeq and is a predicted model, not a curated record. Gene Ontology annotation, molecular function: monosaccharide transmembrane transporter activity. The transcript has 2 exons. Gene Ontology annotation, cellular component: membrane. NCBI's taxonomy places the organism in Eukaryota, Viridiplantae, Streptophyta, Magnoliopsida, Poales, Poaceae. Gene Ontology annotation, biological process: monosaccharide transmembrane transport.